CUGUAUAUUAUAAUUCUGAUACAAACGAGAGUCAGUAGUUGCUACAAUAAAACACACGGGGCCAGGUACAAGUUCAUAUCGCCAAAAGCCACGAGAUUCAAGUGGAAAAUACACUCGCAAGACCCGAAAACGCUCGCAAGCUAUAGGAAGUAUAACGUUAUCAGCAGUCUGGAGGAGUGGGAGAAUGACAUGGACAGCAUGACAGGAGUGUGGUACGCAUUCUACCCACCGGCGAUGAGCAAAGCAAGGCAAUUCGUCCCAAACCAGUACAUAAGGGAGUUGCCGCUCUACCUGGGAAACACGGGAAUCGUCGCGACAGCUGACGACAUAGACAGCGCAAAGGGAGCGUACCUGCUUGACUCGAAGGACUCUCAUCACCUGGCGGACGACGACAAUGCAGUUCAUUCGAGAAGGUGCGUGAUGGUCUUGAAGAGCCCAGAGUACCACAAUAACCUCAGAGUGGUGAUGGCAGGAAGAGUUUUCUACUCGGACCAGGCCGAGCCCCUGGACUUUGAGCAAUUUGACAUCCGCCCAGCCCUUUUCAUAGGCCAGACGUUCAUAGAAUCAUUCGACAGCGAAGUUAUGAAGGAGGCAAUGAACAGACUGGUUAGAAAAAUGAGAAGGUACACAAAUGAAGGGGUCCAGUACCCAGCUAAGACGUGGAGGCUGUACUCGCUGGAAGGAAAGGGCUCGGAAUUCAGGUGGAUGCACGGCAACGAAAAGUGGAAGCUGCUAGGCCCGUUCACCUGCUACAAAAAACUAAAAGUGGAGUGCCGAGAGAACUACGAAGAAGAAAUAGGCACAGUGGACUACUUCGACGACGAGUACGAAGAGGAGUACCCAGUGGAUGAGCUGUACUACAACGUAGUGGACCCACUGACUCUGGUUCGCAAGGGCCACCUCGCAAGGAGCAAGCUGGAGGAGGAAGUGGCCAAAUUGGUGAGUGAAGUGUUCACAAAUCGCAGCGGCAUGUACGGAAUCCGCAUAGAAAACGGGGAGUAUCUAAAAGCACUGGAAAAGGAGGUAUGUUUUAUUUGUUGGACUGUUGUUUACGCACUAUUAAUUUUUCUAUAA
Messenger RNA from Theileria orientalis strain Shintoku, 1074 nucleotides. RefSeq lists its product as hypothetical. The record is from RefSeq and is a predicted model, not a curated record. The transcript is spliced from 4 exons. NCBI's taxonomy places the organism in Eukaryota, Apicomplexa, Aconoidasida, Piroplasmida, Theileriidae.